Molecule: messenger RNA, 1104 nt
Organism: Racocetra persica
Lineage: Eukaryota; Fungi; Glomeromycota; Glomeromycetes; Diversisporales; Gigasporaceae
Source: the annotation of a GenBank genome assembly
AUGAAUGGUGUUGUUGGUCAAAGUAAGAGAGAUGUUAAGACAUCAACAACACCACCCACUGUACCUGAAAAUAAAGUGAACGAUUACGUGAGAGCUCGAGCAGCCUUACCACAAGUUGACAAUCAACCACAAAGUAACCCUAACAGCUUACCUGAAUCAUCCGAUAGAACAAAAGACAACUCGAAAACUGAUAAAAAAACUGAUAAUAAACAAACUGACAAUAAUUCAUCUAAUAACCCAUCAACUCCCGUCGAUAUUCCACCACCAAUUGACAUGCCGAUAUCAACAGACAAUUCGCAGCAUGACAGCAAUCCACAAUCUGACACCAAGCCACAGCCUGACACCAAUCCACAACCUAAAAUACCUGAUACCACCAAUUCAAAACCUGACACCACCAAUUCAAAACCUGACACCACUAAUCCACAAUCUGACACUAAACCACAAUCUGACACUAAUCCACAGCCUGACACCAAUCAACAACCUGACGGCCAACAAAAUACACCAACUGAUAAUAAACCAACUGAUAAUAAACCACCCGAUGUCGCAACCCCUCCGAAUGAUGGCAACUCGACUACCCCCAACGUGCCUAACAUCCCAAUGCCCAACGUGCCAGUUUCUAAUGAUACGACACCUUCUAAUGAUAACCCAAAUUCAAUCCCUAUGCCAGACAUACCAAUAUCUACUGGUGCACCAGAUCCUAAUUCACAACCGAUACGUGCUGUCUCACAAGUGCCAGAUCAGCCCUCACCAGCACCAGCUCAGCAGCCAGAUCAGCAGCCAGCUCUACCCCCACCACCGCCAGCUCAGCCCACACCAGCUCAGCAGCCAAAUCAGCAGCCAGAUCAGCAGCCAGCUCUACCCCCACCACCAGCUCAGCCCACACCAGCUCAGCAGCCAAAUCAGCAGCCAGCUCAGCCCUCAGUUGCUAUGCCAAAUAUACCAAUACCUUCUGGUGCAGCAGAUCCUAAUUCGCAACCGAUACGUGCUGUCUCACAAGCGCCAGAUCAGCCAGCCCAGCCUUCAAUUCCACCUUUACCAAACAUUCCUACUAACGUACAAGCACCAGCAGCAGUUUCUAAUCCACCGAUACGUGCUGUCUCAGAU